This is a messenger RNA of Lagopus leucura (white-tailed ptarmigan), 2837 nucleotides long. RefSeq names its product TRIO and F-actin binding protein (gene TRIOBP). The record is from RefSeq and is a predicted model, not a curated record. Bases 16 to 2088 code for a protein of 690 amino acids. Gene Ontology annotation, cellular component: actin cytoskeleton. Lineage: Eukaryota; Metazoa; Chordata; Aves; Galliformes; Phasianidae. Gene Ontology annotation, biological process: positive regulation of substrate adhesion-dependent cell spreading; actin filament organization. The transcript has 15 exons. Gene Ontology annotation, molecular function: actin filament binding.
AAGUCACCGUGCCACAUGGACUUGAUGCAGCAGCUGGAAAGGGACUGGAGGAGCCCUGCUAGGCAUGCGGAUGCCUGGCCACGGCCGGAUGACAGCUGGAGGAGGCCUGAAAGCCCAGCACAGAAACUGGAGGAUGAUUGGAAGGGGGCUGAGCACAGCCAUGACUCAAACAACCCAGAGAAACCAUUGGAAAGCGAUUGGGAGAACAAGAAAUUCCUCGUAUAUCACUCGCAGCUAGAUGGGAGCUCCAGAGCACCGCAGAGCUCCUCGGGAAGCCGGCUUCCACACGGGAGCACCAGCGAGAAACGCACUAAGCCAGAUCUCCUCAAUUUCAAGAAGGGAUGGAUGUCCAUCCUGGACAAGCCAGGAGAGUGGAAGAAACACUGGUUCGUGCUGACCGACUCGAGCCUGAGAUAUUACCGGGACUCGAACGCCGAGGAGGCUGAUGACCUUGAUGGUGAAAUCGAUCUCCGCUCCUGCACAGAUGUGACAGAAUUUGCGGUGCAGCGCAACUAUGGCUUCCAGAUACACACGAAGGAUGCCAUCUUCACACUGUCAGCCAUGACCUCAGGCAUCCGGCGCAACUGGAUUGAGGCUCUGAAGAAGAACGUGCGCCCUGUUAGUGCUCCAGAUGUCACCAAGCUAUCUGACUGCAACAAGGAAAACACAGUCCGUAACUGCAUCCCACCAAAAAGCUCACUGCGAGUGGACGAGCAGCAGCAGCCAAGUUCUGAGGGAAGCACCAAAGGCAGCACUUGGAAAGCCGAUGGGCCACGCCAUGCCUUUGACUACGUAGAACUGUCCCCCUUGCAGCAGGAUCCCCAAAAUCAGGGGUCCCCACCGAGGACAAGAGGGAGUUUAAGGGUGUCAGAGCGAGUGUCCAAGCAUGAGGAUCUAGAGCGGGAUUUGGCAGUGCGUUCAGAGGAGAGGCGCAAGUGGUUUGAGAGUCCUGACGGCAGGGUCUCCAACAGUGAUGGCCCAGGGGGAAACUUGUCCCGCAAGGUGGAGGAGCCAGACUUGCCUGCUGCCCCACUUUCAGAGGAGCAGCGAGUUCGGCUGAACGAGGAGAUAGAGAAGAAGUGGCUGGAGCUGGAGCGCUUGCCCUUGAAGGACUCACGGCGAGUGCCCUUGACAACACUGCUGAACCAGGGCAAGGGGAACCACGGAGAUGCCAAUGAGGCACUGAAAAAGGAGGUCCAGUCGCUGCGGGCGCAGUUGGAGUCCUGCCGGGCCCGAAACGAGAGCCUUCGGGAAGCUGCCAAGUCCCAGGGAGAUGGCCACGUGCCCCGGGGCUACAUCUCUCAGGAGGCCUGUGAGCGCAGCCUGGCUGAGAUGGAGUCGUCACACCAGCAGGUGAUGGAGGAGCUGCAGAGGCACCACCAGCGAGAAAUGGAGCGGCUGCGGCAGGAGAAGGAGCGGCUCCUUGCAGAGGAGGCUGCAGCAACGGCGGCAGCCAUUGAAGCACUGAAGAAGGCCCACCGGGAGGAGAUGAACAAGGAGCUGGGCAGGACACGAAGCUUUCAGCAGUGUGGCUCUGUCACAGAUGCCCUCCAGAAGCAGCACCAGUUGGAUGUAGACUCACUGAAGCGGGAGCUGCAGGUGCUGUCAGAGCAGUACUCCCAGAAGUGCCUGGAAAUUGGGCAGCUAACAGAGAAGGCAGAGGAGCGGGAACAGAUGUUGCAGCGCUGCCAACAAGAGGGGAAGCAGCUCCUCCGGAAGAACCAGGAGCUGCAGAUCCGCCUGUCGGAUGAGAUUGGGAAGCUGCGAAGCUUCAUCACCUCGCGGUGCUCUGGGGACCGAUCUCCACAAAACAAUGAGCGCAACUCCUGCGAGCUGGAGGUGCUGCUGCGUGUGAAGGAGAAUGAGCUCCAGUACCUGAAGAAGGAGGUACAGUGCCUCCGGGAGGAGCUGCAGAUGAUGCAAAAGGACAAGAGAUUUGCCUCAGGGAAAUACCAGGACGUCUAUGCAGAGCUGAAUCAUAUUAAGGUGCGCUCAGAGCGAGAGAUUGAGCAGCUGAAGGAGCAUCUGCGCCUGGCCAUGGCAGCCCUGCAGGAGAAGGAAACACUGUGCAACAGCAUCAGCAAUUAACGGUCUACUUCAUUUGUUUAUCUGUUCUUGUUUUUUAUUUGCUCCGUUCCUCACUUAAGGAGAGAGGGAGGUUGGAUCUCAUCCUUGGCGAGACAUCUCUCUCCUCAGCCAGCUCCUCACUUCCCUCCCAAAGCUUUCGAUGAAGCCUUUCCAAAACCUUUUUGCCUUUGUAUCUGAGCACGUUAUUUGGAAUGGCUCCUUACAUGCACCUUCUUCAGGAUUUUAUACGUGAAAAUUAUAUUUUAUAGAAGAAUUUUGUUUUCCCUUGAGAAAAAGAGGAAAAGGAGAGGGAAAGCUUCUACAUCACCAGCAUUUUCUAACCAGAGAAAGAGAAUAUACUCCCCACUUCCUCAGCCCUCCCUGCUCCCAGCCACGUAUCUGCCUUUGGCACUCCCAUUCCCUCUCUUCCACCUGUCUCUGGGGCCCCAUGGGGAUGUAUGGGGACACGUAACAACACCACUGCCCCAGCACCCAGUGGAGGAGACACCCAAGCCAUAGGAGGAGGCCGCCUGCCGCAGCUGCACCCACCUGCAACUUUGAAAGAGGAGACCUUGGCACGAGGCUGCACGAUGGAGCUCUCAGUGACUGUCCUUCAGCUCUGCCUUGGCACAGCCUCAGCGCCAGGAGCCUCCCCACUCACCCUCCCUCGGGCUGGGGAGAGCCCGACAUGUUAGUGGCAGAGGAGCUGCUGUUCUGCCACACCCUUCAACUCUUAACUUAAUAAAAUCUUCCCCUUUUGCUGAGAAAAA